Arctia plantaginis is the source of this 1065-nucleotide messenger RNA. The record is from the annotation of a GenBank genome assembly. NCBI's taxonomy places the organism in Eukaryota, Metazoa, Arthropoda, Insecta, Lepidoptera, Erebidae.
AUGGGAGAACAAAAAUAUCUACAUUUUCCCUACGAAAUUAACGAUGUGACACCAGAAGAACAAGAGCAAAUAGAUAAAGUUUUUGGAUCUAUCGUUAAUGUCUAUCGUUUGUCUCGUUUUGGACCCAGAGGUUACAUGUUGUAUGAACCUUACAAGAAAGAUGCUGCUAAUAUCUACAACAUGCCACUGAGACCAACAGACGUAUUUGUCACCAGCUAUCAACGAUCAGGUACAACGAUGACUCAAGAACUUGUUUGGCUGAUACAAAAUAAUUUGGACUACUCCAAAGCGGCAGGGGUACCACUUACAGAGAGAUAUUUCUUUUUAGAAUUUUUUAUGUUCUUUGUCGGUAACCAACUGGAUGCAUUUAUAAGAAGUAUUGAUUCACACUUGGAUGAAAAUACCUUAAAAGAAAUAUAUACCGUGUGCGCCCAGCCAAUAAGUAAAAUGCUGGCAGAAAUACCUGUGUCAACUCCUCGUUUUAUUAAGACUCAUAUACCAUUGUCCUUACUGAAUCCCAAAUUGCUAGACACUGCAAAAGUGGUGUACGUUGCACGAGAUCCUAGGGAUGUAGCUGUGUCGUGCUAUCAUUGCGCGAAGCUAUUCAAGAUAAUACGCUUUCCAUACGGCUUCAAAGAAUUUUGGAAUUUAUUUUACAAAAAUAUGUUUGUGUACUGUCCUAUUUUCGAACAUGUCAAAGAAGCGUGGGAAAAAAGACAUCAUCCGAAUAUGCUAUUUUUGUUUUAUGAAAACAUUUCAAAGGAUUUGUCAGGUUUUGUAUGUCGUGUUGCGGACUUUUUAGGAAAAAGUUUGUCACCAUUAGAAACGGCGCGUCUAUGCGAGCAUCUCAGUUUCGAAAACUUUAAAAACAAUAAAUCAGUCAACCAAGAAGAGUUAAGGAACCAUGGAAUGCUUGAUAAUAAUGAAUUAUUCAUCCGAAAAGGUAUGUCGGGAGGUUGGCGUGACUACUUUGAUGAAGAAAUGACAGAGCAGGCAGAACGUUGGAUCACAGAUAAUUUACGAGAUACAGAUCUACGCUACCCACAUAUGGAGACAACCUUAUGA